AGCAGCAGCAACAUCAUCUUCAUCAAAACAGCAUCAUCAUCUUCAUCAAAACAGCAGCAGCAGCAUGGAGCUUCCACUCAACGGCACGGCCGCCAACGGCACGGGAGAUCCACGCCAAUUCACGGACCUCUACGAAUUCUCGAACGACGCCGACGACUCCGACGACUCCGCGGCGACUCAGCACGGCACCCUCCCCGGGGCCCUCUUCCCGGUGCCCGUCCUCAGCGCCAUCACCGUCGCUUGCCUGCUGCUCUUCGCCGUCGGUGUCGCCGGCAACGUCCUCACCAUCCUGGUGGUGACGCGCUUCAAGGUGAUGCGCACCACCACCAACCUCUACCUGUCCAGCAUGGCGCUGUCGGACAUCUGCAUCUUCCUGUGCAUGCCCUUCGACCUGUUCCGCAUCUGGCAGUUCGUGCCGUGGAUCUUCGGCGACCUCAUCUGCAAGUGGUUCCAGUACGCGAGCGAGUGCUGUACCUACGCGACCAUCCUGCACAUCACGGCGCUCAGCGUGGAGCGGUACCUCGCCGUGUGCUUUCCGCUCAAGGCCAAGGUGGUCAUCACCAAGCGGAGGGUCGCGCGGGUCAUCUGCCUCUUGUGGAGCGUGGCCGCUCUGAGCGCGGGCCCCGUGUUCGCCGUCGUGGGCGUGGAGUUCGAAAACACCACCGGGCUGGGUGGCGGUGGCGACGGCGGUGGACCCAGAGACGGCGUCUCGGCCGUGUGCCGCCAGACGCGCUACGCCGAGACGUCGGGCCUCCUCUACGUGAUGGUGUGGGUGUCCACGAUCUACUUCUUCAUGCCCGUGCUGUGUCUCAGCGUUCUCUACUCGCUCAUCGGCAGGGAGCUGGGCCGCAGGAAGCGCUGCCGCAGGCGCGCCGCUCGCCGGGUCUGCAUGGCCACGCGGGACUCGUCCCAUCGGCAGACCGUCAAGAUGCUGGCCGUGGUGGUGGUCGCCUUCAUCCUCUGCUGGCUGCCGUUCCACGUGGGUCGCUACCUCUUCACGAGCUCCUUCGACUCGGAGAGCAAACUCGUGCACCAGGUUAGCCGCUACUUCAACCUGGCCGCGAUGAUCCUCUUCUACCUGAGCGCGGCCAUCAACCCGGUGCUCUACAACGCGAUGUCGCGCAAGUUCCGCACGGCCGCCGCCUGCCUCUUCCGACGCGAGCCGUACCCACUCUACUGGACCACCACCAACAACAACAGCAGCAGCAGCGCGCGGGACGAAAGCUCGCAGGCUGCUGCUGCUGCUGCGCACGCGCAGUGCGGCGUCAACAACAACAGCAGCAGCAGCACCACCACGUGCGUCUGA
This is a messenger RNA of Petromyzon marinus (sea lamprey), 1306 nucleotides long. RefSeq names its product growth hormone secretagogue receptor type 1-like. The record is from RefSeq and is a predicted model, not a curated record. Gene Ontology annotation, molecular function: growth hormone secretagogue receptor activity. Gene Ontology annotation, cellular component: plasma membrane. Gene Ontology annotation, biological process: G protein-coupled receptor signaling pathway; hormone-mediated signaling pathway. NCBI's taxonomy places the organism in Eukaryota, Metazoa, Chordata, Hyperoartia, Petromyzontiformes, Petromyzontidae.